This is a messenger RNA of Aspergillus affinis, 1926 nucleotides long. Its product is annotated as calponin homology domain protein. The transcript is spliced from 2 exons. Lineage: Eukaryota; Fungi; Ascomycota; Eurotiomycetes; Eurotiales; Aspergillaceae. The coding region runs from base 1 to 1926 and encodes 641 amino acids. The record is from RefSeq and is a predicted model, not a curated record. Gene Ontology annotation, molecular function: protein binding.
AUGGCGUCCGUCACGUCUCUAGACAAAGACCUGCGCAAUCUACGCCUGUCCCGCUAUACCCCGCAGGCAGCCGCCGAAGUGCGCGACUGGAUCGAGGAAGUCCUCCAUGAAUCCCUACCCGCCGGGGAUCUUCUAGAAGCCCUCAAAGAUGGUGUCGCGCUCUGCAGACUCGUCAACCUUGCGGUCUCCCCGGGGGUCAAAUUCAAGCAAUCUUCGAUGCCCUUUGUACAAAUGGAAAACAUCUCGCACUUCCUCCGUGCCUGUCAAAUCCAACCCCUGAGUCUCCCGCCCCACGAUGUCUUCCUCACCGUCGAUCUCUACGAAGGCAAGGACCCCGCGCAGGUCCUCCAGUGUCUGAUGGCCUUCAGUCGGAGAGCCAACGCGAUUCAACCGUCCAAGUUCCCUCGGACCAUCGGCCCUCAGAAUAAGGGCGGCACGUUGAGCCCUAAUAUGACGGGAUCCAGCCAAGGGGCUUACACGCCUACGAAGUCGCGAUUCUACAACGGGGUCAGCGAUACCGCCUCGAACGUUUCCGCGCAAUCCAGUCCGUCCGCGAAGUCGCCGGCUGUCAGCAGCUGGAGUAAGAAGACCGACGAGCAUUCGACCUCCCCGGCCUGGAAUAUUCAUCAAUAUGGCUACAUGGGCGGCGCUAGCCAGGCUAACCAAGGAGUUGCUUUUGGCGCUCGUCGACAGAUCACCACCGCUGCGCCGCAUGUGCCGAGCCUAGCGGAGAAGGAGAAACGCCGACGCGAGGAAGAGGACCGGCUCCGUGCGGAGCAGGAAUAUGCCGAGCGUAUGCGCCAGCAGGAACGGGAGGAGCGAGAGACAGAAGAGGAGCAGGCGCGCGCUGAGGAAGCGCGUCGCUGGGAAGAAGAGACGGCGCAGAUCCGGGAGAAGGAGCGACUCGAAGUGGAGCAGCAACGGAGGCAGUGGGAUGAAGAACAGCGCAAGUGGGAGGAAGAGGAGGAUCAGCGUCAGCGCGAGGAAAGAGAAACAGAGGACCGGAUCGACCAGGAGAGGCAGCGUCGACGCGAGGUCAACGACACCCGUCUCAACGGCCAGUUCCUCAGUCAGUACCAAGCCAGCCAGCCAGUGUCCGGCCGCGCCGCUGCCACCGAGCCCAGCGAGAGCCAGCGCAUCCGACAAUUGGAGCUGGAGCUGGAGAGUGCGAAGGAGAGAGAGGCCCAGUAUGAGCGCGAGCGACGAGCUCUUCGUGAGAAGAGAUCCACAGGCAGCAGCAGCAACACCCCUCCAGCUCCUCCAGCCCGCAGUCCUCGUCCUGUCCCCGUUCCUCCCAAACCCAGCUACGAUCUCUCGUCUCUGGAACAGGAACGCCGCCUCUUACGCACGGAAUGGCAGGAUCAUCAACGAGAGGAACCCAUCGCCGAAACCAGCCCACCACCUCCUAUGCCCCCUCGUCGGCCCUUACCCGACCCGACCUCGACAGCUAGCAGCGGUGGCCCCCCUCCUAAACCUCCCCGUCCUCUCCCGGACCCGGUGAACCAAAAACAAGAGAGCCGCGUCGACCGAUUCCUCUCCUUCAACCGUCCCCCGGUAGCCGCCAAGCCCGCCGCCCACCGUCCCCAAGACUACAGCACCACCUCUGAAGUCGACGCCGAGAACAGCCGCCGCGAAGCCGCGCAGGAGAAGACCAAAGCCGGCGGCUGGGCCUCCAAGUCCCUCCUGGAGCGGGAGAUGGAGCGCGAACGCGAGCGCCAGCGCGAAUGGGAAGACAACCAGAAACAGACCGAGGCCGUCGCCGCACAGGGCCUUAGUGAUUCCUCGAUAGGCACGGGGCCCGGCCAGGGUGCCUGGAACGUCCAUCAGUAUGGGUUUUUGGGCGGCGAUAGUCAGAACCGAGGAGGGCCUGGCUUGGGCGUUGGAGGUGCGAGACGCCAGAUCAUCGGUCCGAGACCUCCUCCGUGA